Molecule: messenger RNA, 1494 nt
Organism: Acipenser ruthenus (sterlet)
Lineage: Eukaryota; Metazoa; Chordata; Actinopteri; Acipenseriformes; Acipenseridae
Exons: 5
Coding region: 169-906 (245 amino acids)
Biological process (GO): immune response-regulating cell surface receptor signaling pathway
Cellular component (GO): plasma membrane
Molecular function (GO): signaling receptor activity
Source: RefSeq, a predicted model, not a curated record
GGGGUUCGUGACGGAGUUGCUCAGACAGAAGCAGAAUUAACUCAUAGCAGAUGAGACAGUGGAGUGGGGUGGGAUGUGCGAUCUGAGAUAGAGAGAGGGACAGGUGAGACAUUCCAGGACAGAGUGACAGAGUGACAGAGCCGUUUGGGGGAUUGUAUCCGCACUGAGAUGACUGGAAUUGGAACCCCAGUCCCCCGCCUCCUGUUCCUUCUUCUAAUCAGCCUACUUCCCGCAGUUUCCUCUAAAGAGCCCUGCGUUCCUUUAGUGAUUGCUAAGAGAUCCUUCACAUCAAUCCCAGUAGGGGGCGCUCUCUCACUGAACUGCUCUGUGCUACACUGUGGUCCAGGGAGCUGGAGUGGAGAGUGGGGCCGGUCUGACGUGGGUAAUUUCAACCCCUUGAACCUGAGUGAUGACAGAGUGCAGGUGACUGUGAUUCCAGAAAGAGAGACCCAGACUACACUGCAGCUGACCAUUCAGAACAUGAUGUAUAAUGACUCUGGAGGCUAUCAGUGCAGGGUGAUUGGUACAGAGUCAAACACCAGCAACAUGGGACACAUGACUAACGUGACUGUCACAGAUCUCCAUUGCACAACGAAGACGCCCCCCUGUCUCCCCCCAGACUCUCCAGGGCGCAGAUUGCACGUCAGGCUCCUCGUUUGCUUUUCUCCUGUUCUCUCCCUCGGAGUGGGCUGCCUGCUGUGUUGGAGCUGCAGAGCGACCAAAUGCAAAGCUUCAGCUCAAACGACGGACUCUGAAGAGCCAGCCACAGAGUUGGUUUACACAACAGUGAUUCUGCGAGACCCCAGCCACCACCCAGCUAAAGCUCCUCCCCCUUCACAGUCUGAAUAUUCCACCAUUCACUUUCCACACAGAGGAGGCGGCAGGGAAAGAGCCUCGAACUCAUGAUUGUUAAGAUCUGCCCACCUUCUUUCCGUUUGCAGCUUUGGAACAGAACUUGUGCAGCCAAACAGAACCUUUACAAACACUAUUAAUUCUCUAUAUACAGUGUGAAUGUAAAUAGUCAAAAGCCAAACACAAAGGAAAGCCCUGUUGAGACCAGAAUUAGGAUGUUGCAUCAUGUAUAGACUGGACAGGGCUAUCUCCACUGCCUGCAUGAAUCAGCAUUUCAACCUCAGAAUUGCAAUUCACUGUUGCUUUGAUACAGUCUUAUAAAGAAAGUGUGAAAUAAGCUUUAUUGAACCCGAGAUGAAUGCACCUAUGGGACUGGAGUCUCACUUAUGCAUCACUAUAGCUUGAAUGACAGUGAAUGUGAUAAUUAAGAGUAGACUCUCCAAUCUGUACACUGCACAAGUCAUGUAUCAAAAAAAAAAAAAAAAAACUUGUCAUUCUGUGAAAUGUGUUUCACUUUUCCCCCUAUUAAAGCAGAACCCUGUACUUUUAUUUCCUUCCUCUCAAUGUGCGAUUCAUUAUUCCUGAACCACAGAGGAACGGGUCAAACAUUUCACUGUUACCACACAGCAGCAUCACUCAGCA